AUGGUCCAAUUCCGAAGUGUCGUGCCUCUUUUCGAGAAUUGUCAUCUGGCCCCAGGCUUCCGUUUCAUGAUCUUGGCACGAGUGAUGGCUCUGAUUGAAGAGGGCAAACUUCCUCAGCAAGAGGGCAUGGAUCUCUAUCGAACUAUGGCAGGCUUAUUGAUCGAAUAUAAGGACUUUGCUUCACUACAGCAUCCAACAACAAUCCAUGAGCAGUCAAAAAGGAUGAAACUCCCGCCUUGGCUGACUUCCAAGAUGUGGGCUCAGCGUAGGCUGGGGAAUGCACUCACGCACAAUGACAUGGGAAACUUCUUCUCGGGACUUUUGAAGGCCAGCACAAAGUCGAACACUGCUUCAGGUCAAUUCAUGUCCAAGAUCAUCAAACAGGUUGGCAGAAUUUCAGAGGCCAGUUUCCAGUUGACGUGGCUUCCUUUUCUGCGUUCCACCAUCCCCCUUCUCGAAAACGAAGGCAUUUCCUUGAGUACACCACCCUACAAGAAGUUUUUCUCCGUUGUCACUCGGAGUAUUCUUGACAACUUUCUUGGGCCGGAGCCCCGUGAGCCUUGGACCUGGGCCCUCGCCGGCGUUCCCUGUGACUGCAGCGACUGCGAGCGUGUCAGCGCCUUUCUCCGCCACCACACAAAGAUGUCUGAAGAAUACCCAAUGAACAAGCCCCGGCGUACCCAUGUCCAGUAG
Molecule: messenger RNA, 693 nt
Organism: Fusarium verticillioides 7600
Lineage: Eukaryota; Fungi; Ascomycota; Sordariomycetes; Hypocreales; Nectriaceae
Exons: 1
Coding region: 1-693 (230 amino acids)
Source: RefSeq, a predicted model, not a curated record